Molecule: messenger RNA, 966 nt
Organism: Nothobranchius furzeri (turquoise killifish)
Lineage: Eukaryota; Metazoa; Chordata; Actinopteri; Cyprinodontiformes; Nothobranchiidae
Gene: apom
Product: apolipoprotein M
Biological process (GO): cholesterol efflux; high-density lipoprotein particle clearance; high-density lipoprotein particle assembly
Cellular component (GO): very-low-density lipoprotein particle; low-density lipoprotein particle; high-density lipoprotein particle
Molecular function (GO): lipid carrier activity; phospholipid binding
Source: RefSeq, a predicted model, not a curated record
GCUGGGACAUUAAACACAGUCCAAGGGAAUAUUUGAUCAUCACUAGGUGUUGAUCCCCGCAGUAGUUAUGUUAAGUGAAGCCGGCACUUAUUUCUUGUAUCUUUUGACUUUUUUAUAUCAGGUUUUUGUUCCCUGCAGGAAUCCCGAGCAGCUGUUUGUGAACUCAGUCGAUCGUCAGCAGUACCUGGGAAGAUGGUUCUUCCAGGCCGCCGUCAGCCACAGAGAAGCUGACAUCCAGAGGUUCAAAGCGCUCGACAGCACUGUGUUCAUCAUGGAGGAAACGGCCAACGACACCCUGGUUCUGACCGGAAACAUGCGCGUAGGAGAAGAUUGCAGGAAACAAAUGUGGACCUAUCUCAUCAAACCUGAGAGGGGAGAUUUGGAGCUAUUAGGUAGGCCCCAGCGUAGAAACCUGCUCUGGAGUGGAGUGUGGGCCAACUGCCUUGACUGCAUCAUUUUCCAGGAGAUAGAGCCACCGCUGAGGGAGACGGACUCAGAGGACUCGCUCAACAGAUUCAUGCUCUACGCUCGACAAAAGGAUGUCCCUCCUGAGAUGCUAACAGCAUUUCUACGCAACUCUGCUUGCCAUAAGAUGACGGAGAGCGUCAGACUUCCUCAGGAGAAAGAGUUUUGUUCCCAGUUGUGAACACAAAGAUGUAAACAAAUCAAGGAAAUUUACCUGAUUAAACUGGUAGAUGAAAUAAAACAAUGCUUACAUUUUUCUGUCAUUUUCAGCUCUGAGAUGCAGAUCUGCAGCUGAGCGGAGAAAAGACAAAUUUAUUUAUGGAGGAAAACCUAUGAAAACAGGAAAUUCCAGUGAAAACGUCUUAGACUCCAGAUUUAACUGGAUUAAAUGUCAUUUAAUAUAAAUUAUACUUUAACAUUUGUGGAAAACACCGAGUUUUGUCAUGAAUUGGCUAUGAAUAAAUUAAACUGACUUGUUUAAUGAAAUAUAAUUAUUUGUUU